AUACAGGGAAGAAUUGGUUGGAAGAGAGGGGCUUUAGUUCUUUAGACAAUAAAGCAGGCUUUACAGUACACAAAUCCACUUUGUUAAUUACAAUAUGUAUAUUUUUCUGACAAACUCCACAUGCUCAAUGGGGUUGGAGAGUGGAGAGGUCCAAACCCACAGACCCACCCACAUUAUCUUGUCCACAUGGAGGUGUGAGAAAAGUCACCACCACCCACAUCUGACCCACACAUUCACAUCAUCUCUCCCCCACUUCCUUUAUUUAUUAUUAUUGCGCCUUCUCUCUCACUUAAAUGAUAAAAAAAAAAUGGGGUUGCCACUGCUUUCUCUCAUUGUCUCUAGGCAGAGCAAGGUUUCACCAUAUAUGUACCUCUUCACACAUAAUCUCCAGGUUCUAGCUAGUUGCCUUUCCUAGACACAGCCUAAAGACAAACCAUUUCUUGGUUCUUUGAGAAAACCCAGAAAAAACAUCUUCUCUUGGUUCUAGCUAACUGCUGUGUCUACCUUGUUCUGUGAAACCCAACUGUUCAUCUUCUUUUUGGGUGGUUAAAAGAUCUCUCUGAAAGAAGGAAGACAGAGUUUCACAAAAGGCACAUUCUUUCAGUUCUCACUACUGAGAAGCUUAAGUUCUCACAUUCUGGGGCAGUAGAUUUGGUGUUGGUGAAGAUGUCUGCAAAGUUCAUAUACACAUUAUCAGAUGAAAACAAAGAAUUACAGAAGCAGAUUGGAUGCAUGAAUGGAUUCCUUCGGCUCUUUGACCGCCACAGUUUUCUCAGCAGCGGCCGACGAAUUGUCGGCCAAAACCACAAGAGGCUUCCACCAGGUGAAAAUGGCGACCACCAUAAGGAGCCCGGCAAUGCAUCAGGAAGAGCUACAGGAAGAAAUCAGAAGAAAGCCAUGAGUGAGAACCAAAGAAACUCUACCGAAUCGCCCAGAACCUCCAUCUCUACAUCUUCCUGUUCAUCAAGUUAUUCAUCGCUAGACUACACCAAAACAUCUCAUCAUCCAGAACGAUCUUCUUUCAAAGAAACAAAUCCCCCUAAAACCCCACCACCAAUGCACCAACAAAAUGCUUCUUCAAAGUCAACGCCACACUUGACUGAUCUCCGAGAUGUUGUCAAGGACUCCAUUUAUAGAGAAGCCCGUGGAUUGUCAGUUAAAGCUUCAAACAAAGGGGAAGGUGGAGGUCAUACCUUGAAAUACAUCGAUUCCCCAAGACCUAUGCAGACUCAGGGGUCUGUUAAUCGUGCUUCUAGCCUCAAUGAGUCAUUUCGAGUUCUACCCAAGCUUCGACAAGCACCAUGGAAUUCCAAUGAAGGGAAGGAUGGCUCAUUCAAUUUCGCUCCUCGAUUCUCUUACGAUGAAAGGGAAUCACAAGAUAAAUUCAAAUCAACCAUUAAGCUCCAAGAGCUCCAUCGGCUAUCACUGGACAGUCGAGAAGGCUCCAUGAGGCGUUCCAACAACAUCACGAAGUCGAAUCAACUUCUGCAUGAGCUACAGAGGGUGAAUGAUUACUCUACUGUGGUCUUAAACCAACAGUACGAGCCAGGAAGUGGCAAACGACCAUCUAGUGUUGUGGCCAAGUUAAUGGGAUUAGAAGCUUUACCAGAUUCCAUGGCGACAGGGAAUCAGCAAGUAGGGACCGGGCGAAGAGAGGAUGAUCCCUUUUCAAGAUCAUCAAGAAGAAAUGAUGAGACCAACCAACAACGAAUAUCUGGAUCCCCCAGAAAUUCUCACAUGGAAGCUGUCUCCCCCAGAUUUAGAAAUGCUGAAUCAAGCAAGAAACACCCUGCAAGCUCAAAGUUUCCAAUUGAACCAGCGCCAUGGAGGCAGCCAGAUGGAAACAGAGAUUAUCAAACAUCAGCUUUGAAGAGUCGCGACUCACCAGCUAAAUUCCCUAACUUGCCUUCUGUAUAUGGCGAAAUAGCGAAAAAGUUGGCAGACCUUGAGUUCAAGAAGUCUGGAAAGGAUCUUAGAGCUCUUAAACAAAUACUAGAAGCAAUGCAGAAGAAUAGAAAGAUGCUAGAAUCCAGGAAAGAAGUUCAGGCUCCGAACUUUGAAUCUCAAACUAGUAAUAACAGUUCUGAUGAGAGCUCAACGCCAAAUCCAAGAGGCCAGAGGAGCAACAGCCUGAAUUCCACCACAAUCAGAGGGACUAAUUCACCAAAGAGAUCCAAAUCCCCAGUUGUUAUUAUGAAACCAGCAAAACAAGUUGAGAAAUCCAGUAAUCCCACUACUUCAGUGACUCCCAAAAAUUGUUCAGCAAACCUUUGUGAUCUUCGGACAGGAGACUCCGUGGAUAGCAGAAAGGAAUCAGCUAAGAUGCGCGCAGCUGGAGACCUAUCUCCAAGAACCAAUCUCAAGGACCCGUUCAUCCGAUCCCUACGUCCCAUGGACAAGAACAGUGGUGCCAAAACGGUAAGAAAAGAGGCCCACCCCAUAACUAGGGUAAGUAGUGUUUCAAGCAAGAUGACAGGAACCACAAGCCUGAGAAUGCAACAGAAGAAGCUUGAGUGGGAAAAGCAAUCUCAUGCCAUCACUCCAUCUCCGGACUCGAACAAGAGCAGAACGCAGUCCAAUAGACAACUGCUAGAAUCAGGCUCCCAGAACAGAAAGCGCAGACCAAGAUCUCCCAAUUUGCAGCCAUGCGAGAGUGAACUGAGUGAGACCAGUAGCUGUGCUAGAGACCUGAGUCAGCAAAGUGACACAAAUUCAAUGCAAUCCGAGAGCAACAAUAGCUUUGCCUCACAAGCUGAAACAGAAGUCUCAAGCACUGAUGUAUCUGACAAGAUAAAUAGUCUCAUGCUUCAGAAGAAUAGCCAGAGGGGAGAGGGUCCAGGAGCAAAAUCCGUAGAACACAGUUUAAUAGUUGAACGCACGGCUGCUUCCUCAGAACAACCAAGUCCCAUCUCUGUUCUAGACGCAACAUUCUAUGAUGAUAUGCCAUCUCCAAUUAAGAAGAUAUCAAAUGCUUUUAAAGAUGAUGAGGUUCUAGAUUCUGAGGAAAUAGAGUGGAGUCCAAUACAUGUAAGUCACUCAUCCAGCAGCAGAAUAUCCAGUCACAACAAUGAGUUCGAUCAUCGAAAGGCAAAAAACUUGAAGGGCUUGAUUCGAAACUUCAAGCUGACAUCCAGUGAUGAGGAACCCAACAUCAAUGAAACAGCAUCCCUCUACAACAUCACACAUCCAGACCACAGGUACAUUUUGGAAAUAUUGUCAGCAUCAGGUCUCCUCAAUCAUCCUGGAUCUGCCCUUACAACUAUGCAGCUCCACCAAUCAGGCAACCUAAUUAAUCCCAACUUGUUCCUUGCCUUGGAACACAGAAGAACAAGAAUUUUUCAUUCAGCUCCUAAUGCCAAAGCACAAAGAAAACUUUUAUUUGAUGUUGUCAAAGAAACUCUAGUGAACAAGUUGGCACUGGAAAAUUCGUCAAAGCAAUGGCUUUCACCUUAUAAGCUGAGAGACAAAAGAUAUCAAGGCCAGCAGCAGCUUCUGAUAGAGUUGUGUUUAGAGGUAGAUAGGCAAAAUGCUAAUUCAUCGAGCUGCAAUUUAGAUGAUGAGGAUGACAGCUUGAGAAGCAUCUUAUGGGCAGAAUUUAUGCAUCAACCAGAAAAUUGGACAGCUUGCCAUAGUGAAAUUUCAGAGCUAGUACUGGAUGUUGAGCGGUUGAUCUUCAAGGAUUUAAUAAGUGAAGUUGUUAAUGGCGAAGUACCAAGUCUAUGUGGGCGGCCAGCUGGGCAUUGUAGGCAGCUCUUUUAGUGCUCUAGAUAAUUAUACCUCCAUCCCUGGCUGUAUACUCGAUGGUAUAUUUUUAUGCCUAUUUUACUUUAGGGAAAGAACUUCUGAUCAGAGAUUAAACUUUAUCCCCCAUAUGUAGCUCUCUACCAGAUGCUGUGCUUAUACGCUUAUACUAACAUUACAAUCAAUGUACAUAGAAAUAAACAGAA
This is a messenger RNA of Tripterygium wilfordii, 3947 nucleotides long. Its product is annotated as protein LONGIFOLIA 1-like. The record is from RefSeq and is a predicted model, not a curated record. The transcript is spliced from 5 exons. Gene Ontology annotation, biological process: regulation of monopolar cell growth. Lineage: Eukaryota; Viridiplantae; Streptophyta; Magnoliopsida; Celastrales; Celastraceae. The coding region runs from base 667 to 3759 and encodes 1030 amino acids.